Molecule: messenger RNA, 939 nt
Organism: Letharia lupina
Lineage: Eukaryota; Fungi; Ascomycota; Lecanoromycetes; Lecanorales; Parmeliaceae
Exons: 2
Coding region: 1-939 (312 amino acids)
Source: RefSeq, a predicted model, not a curated record
AUGGCAGCCCAGAGCAGAAGCAGUGUCUACGCCUCAGCCCCCUUUAAGUUCAUCGUCGAAGGCGAGCCCCUCUAUAUCCACUCUGAUCUCGUCUCUCUCCACUCUAAGCCUCUGGACCGUAUGAUUCAUGCUCCGAUGGCAGAAGCUCAAAAGGGUUUCGCCACUCUAGAGGAUGUUGAUGAGGGUACCUUUGUUCGAUUCAUCGAAUGGGCUCACAAAGGGUAUUACACCGCCGCCGAGUUCACGACUGAUGAGGCUCGGUCAUCACGCACAUCUGGGAAUCAGAAUCACGAUGAAGUUGUCCCUACAACCCAGGAGGCUGACUUUCCAGGAGAGACGAUCAGACUUGCAUCCGAGGAGAACUUUGACUUUGCACCGGUCAUCGAAGCGGAACCGGAGCCGGAACCGAUGUCCUGGGAUGCUCCACUGGCGUCAUCCUACAAGAAAGGAAAGAAGGUGAAAAAAGUAAUCCAUUUUGACCGGUUAGAUCAGAAAGGGGGGCUCAAAGAGUCCUUUAUCAGCCGCAGAUACACCGUCCGCCAAAGUGCUGUUGAAAUUCCUCCUCCUCGCCCCAACCACCAUCCAGAGGAGGAUUAUACAGAUGUGUUCCUCUCACACGUGCAGCUUUACGUCUUCGCUGAUGCGUACGAUAUCCAACCGCUCAGAGUCUUAGCCUUGGAAGAGCUUCAUGCAACACUAGCCAUCCAUACUCUGUACCCCGAGCGUACUGGAGACAUCAUUGCGCUUCUGCGAUAUGUCUACGCCAACACCCGCAAACUGAGAGAGGGCGUGGAGGACGUCCGGAACUUGGUGACGCAGUAUGUGGGCUACGAGAUGGGUAUGCUGAUUAGGGAUCCCGCAUUUGGAGACCUCAUAAUCAAGGAUGGAGGAGACCUUUUGGGCGAUAUCUUGAGAAUGGUUGGCCAGAGAACCUCAUGA